AUGUCCGCGCCCCCUCCCCCGCCCGCGCCGAAGCACCUCAUCCGCAGCCACGCCGCGGCGGUGAGCGUCGUGCACGUCUCGGACGACAACGAACGCAUAUACUCGGGGGAUGCGGCGGGCACGGUGGUGAUCACGUCGACAAGGAGCUUGCGCGCGAUCGCGUCGUGGAAGGCGCACACGGACGGCCUGCUGGGCGUGCAGGAGUGGGAACAGCGGGUUAUCACACAUGGACGGGACAAUAAGCUGCACGUGUGGUCUGGGGUGCGCGAGCCUCCCCGCGCGGUGGGUGGGUCCGCUGCGCUCCCCGGAUUGCAGACCCCCGAACUGUGCUACUCCCUCGACGUGAACGCCCUGAACUUCUGUCGGUUUUCUCUCCUGCCGCUCCCCGCCGACGCACGCACAGAUGAGCGGCAAGCCCUGCUCGCCGUGCCCAACCUGGUCGAGUCUGCCUACGCGGACGUAUGGACGCUCCCGGGGAAACAGAGGCUGCACGCCGCCAUCGGGAAAGCCGGCCAAGCGCCGUCGCCCGCGGACGUGCGCAAUCCGAUCGGGAUCAUAAUGUGCAUGCACCUGUCGUCGGUCCCGCACCCGCACGCGGCCGGCGGAGCGCGCCUGAGGCUGCUGUGCGGGUAUGAGAACGGGAGCGUGACAAUGCGCGGAUAUGUGCGCGAAGACAGGGAGGUGUCCGUGGAGGGCGUUGGGUGGGAGUCGUUGUGGAGCGUGCGCCUCCAUGUUGAGUCGGUCAUGGCGAUGAGUGUGUCUAUGGACGGGUCAUUUGCGUUGUCCGUCUCCGCCGACCAUCUCAUCGGUCGGUAUAAUUUUGCGGAGGCCGAGUCAGCAGAAAAUGUACAGCAAGCUUGCACGGCAUUCAAAACGAAACACCCGGGAAAUGGCUCGGUGGCGAUCAAGGACGAUGGCCGAAUAUGUGCAGUCGGUGGAUGGGAUGGCAGAGUGCGCCUUUACUCCACAAAGUCCUUCAAGCCGCUCGGUACACUCGCGUACCACAAGAAGAACUGCCAAAGUAUCGCGUUCGCCCGCGCACAACCAGCGCCGGCCCUGAAUGCAGGCGGCGAGGAGUCGGACGAUGAGAUGACUGAGCAGGAGAAGACAGAUAGGACACGGUGGCUUGUCUCUGGGGGCCGGGAUAGCAGGGUGGCCAUAUGGUCUCUUAUAAAUUUCGCUAAAACAUAAAAUACGAGUGGUUCU
Molecule: messenger RNA, 1206 nt
Organism: Trametes versicolor FP-101664 SS1
Lineage: Eukaryota; Fungi; Basidiomycota; Agaricomycetes; Polyporales; Polyporaceae
Product: WD-40 repeat-containing protein
Exons: 7
Coding region: 1-1191 (396 amino acids)
Molecular function (GO): protein binding
Source: RefSeq, a predicted model, not a curated record